Trichoderma atroviride IMI 206040 is the source of this 222-nucleotide messenger RNA. RefSeq lists its product as uncharacterized. The record is from RefSeq and is a predicted model, not a curated record. NCBI's taxonomy places the organism in Eukaryota, Fungi, Ascomycota, Sordariomycetes, Hypocreales, Hypocreaceae.
AUGCCUUCUACUUCCUCUGCACCCCCUGCUGCGGCCGUAGCCUCUGCCGCUCCCUCCAGCCUGGGCAACAACAAGGGCAUCAAGUUCCAGAUCAAGACAGGCGGUGCUCGUUGGGAAUGCACUCUUCAGGAUCGCUCCCAGUACGAGCGCAUCAAGGCUCUACGCACCGAUUCUACCGAUUCCGUCGACUCUAGCAACUCUUCUACAACAGAGUCAAAGUAA